This is a messenger RNA of Cornus florida, 1317 nucleotides long. RefSeq names its product probable WRKY transcription factor 7. Gene Ontology annotation, biological process: regulation of DNA-templated transcription. The record is from RefSeq and is a predicted model, not a curated record. Bases 98 to 1135 code for a protein of 345 amino acids. Gene Ontology annotation, molecular function: sequence-specific DNA binding; DNA-binding transcription factor activity. Lineage: Eukaryota; Viridiplantae; Streptophyta; Magnoliopsida; Cornales; Cornaceae. The transcript is spliced from 3 exons.
UACAACUGCCCCUUUUUAUCAACCUAGCCCUUCUCAUCUCCUCUCUCUCACUCCACUUUUGUCCCCUCUCUCUCCCCAUUGAUGCUGUGGUGAAGCCAUGGCUGUGCAGCUCAUGGGUUACAGAAACGACACCUUCGCGACCCAAAUCGAAGACAACGCAGUCCAAGAAGCAGCUUCUGGGCUCGAGAGCGUCGAAAAGUUAAUUCGAUUGCUCUCUCAGUCUCAACACCAACAACAGCUACAACAACAAUCUUCUUCUUCUCCAAACUCAAAUCAAAUAGACAUGGAUUGCAGAGCCGUCGCGGAUGUGGCGGUGAACAAGUUCAAGAGGGUGAUCUCUCUACUGGGUCGAACCCGAACUGGUCACGCCCGGUUCCGAAGAGCCCCUCUGGGUUCUUCUUCUUCACCCCCAAAUCUCUCAAAUCUCAGAGACGAAUCCAAACCAGUCUCACCCGAUUCUAGAGUUUAUUCUCCGACCCCAAUCCAGCAGGUCCCUCCUCCUCCUCAUCAUAAUCAUCGUCACUCUCAUCUUCAAGAUCAUGUGAUGGUGAUGAAUAAUGGGUUGAUAGAUAGGAAGGAAUCGGCGUCCUCUAAGACCAUCAAUUUCUCGAUCUCGCCGGCCAUUUCUGGCGCCACCUCGUUCAUGUCGUCGUUGACCGGCGACACAGACAGCAAGCAGCCGUCGUCCUCGUCGGCGUUCCAGAUCACCAACAUGUCCCAGGUCUCGUCGGCCGGAAAACCCCCCUUGUCUUCCUCUUCCUUUAAGAGGAAGUGCAGUUCAUCGGAAAACGCCGCCUCCGGCAAGUGCAGUGGCGGCUCCUCCGGCCGAUGCCAUUGCUCCAAAAGGAGAAAGCUCCGGCUGAAGAGGGUCGUUAGGGUUCCGGCGAUAAGCUUGAAGAUGGCGGACAUACCGCCUGAUGAUUAUUCUUGGAGGAAGUACGGACAAAAACCCAUUAAAGGGUCUCCACAUCCAAGGGGUUACUACAAGUGCAGUAGUGUGAGAGGGUGCCCGGCACGUAAACAUGUAGAGAGGGCGUUGGAUGAUCCAGCCAUGCUGAUUGUGACCUACGAAGGAGAGCACAACCACACUCUCACUCUUGCAGAAACAAGUGGUCUCAUUUUAGAGUCUUCUUAGUUUUUUUUUUUCUUUUUCUUUUUUCUUUUUUUAAUUUACUUACUAUAAUCGAAGAAGGACAAUCAAUGUUUCUCUGUGGUCAAGUGUAGAGUAAACAAGUGUAGCUGUGUACUGGUUGAGCUCAAUGGACUCAACUUUAUCUCUAAGGAGAUUUUUAGUGGAUUAGUUUGUUCCUUGUACAA